AAACUGCGCUCUGUCAAUCAUCCAAACAAAGUUCAAUGUAUACAAACAGCAGCGUCCAGCUUUGCGGUGCGAAAUGGCGCUAAUUACACGAGAAAUAAAUAAAGUUUGCCGACUUUGCUUAACCGAGGACGAAGUUAUUCUGUUUCCCGCAGCGAAACUGAUCGACUCCACGCUGACCGUGGACGAUAUCGAGCGAUUUACCGGUGUGCGGAUCUGCGAACAGGAACGAUUGCCGUACGUCGUGUGCAUCGAUUGUAAUAACAAGCUAAGGAAGUUCAUCGCCUAUCGUGCUUUCUGCACAAGCAAUGAUGUUCGGUUUAGGAAAUGGUUUGCGGUAACUCUUUCGGACGAUUUGAGCGACCCGGAUCGGACUAGUUCAUCGCUCAAAGCCCUCAUAAAGGAGGAAUUGGCCGCUGAUCAACGCGAAACCACCAAACAUUACAGUCCUAUCGAUGAUUGUAACGAUCAAGCGUUCGAUAGUAAGCAGAAAGUUCAAGAAAUUGAACAGGGCGAACAAAGGAUAGAAGAUGCUACUGCCCUAGAGGGUACGGACAAUAUCGCCAUAGAUGAUGAGGAUCUGGGUCUUGAGCAUGUACUUUUGAGCGAUGAGUUGACGCCUGAUCCAAUCGAGACAAGCAAUACCCUGCCAUCCAGCCACCAAAGCGAGCAGCAACGGAAGCAACGGCGAAGGGUGACAGCAUCGCCCGCUGCCAAAGACAAACACGCAACACGGGACAGCCAGGAGCAGGACAGCAAAAAGCAUGUACCGGCCAAGCAGCUGUGCCCGCUGUGUGGCAAACUGGUGCACUCCAUGGCAGACCACAUGCUGUCUCAUACGAAGGAACCGAAGUUUUCCUGCCAGCACUGCCCGAUGACGUGCAGCCGCAAAUCGUACCUCAAGCUGCACGUGGACGCCGUGCACAAGAAGCGCAUCAUAAAGAGCUGCGAAAUGUGCGACAAAGGGUUCAGCUAUAUCGAAUCGUAUGAGGCUCAUAUGCGAUCGAAGCACAACUACGGAGAAUCAUUUGAAUGUACCAUAUGCAACAUUAAAUUUCGCCAUAAAGGCGGAUUGCGGGGUCACAACAAUCGCAAGCACAACGAUCAAACCAACUGCUCCUGCGAUAUUUGUGGCAUGAAGUUUCAGGACAAGAGAGGGCUACGCGCACAUGGUAGGGUACAUUCGGACGAGAAACCCUUUGCCUGCCAGUUCUGCCCGAAGCGCUUCAAGAGUCCAAACGCACACAGAACGCAUGAGCUGAUCCACAAGGGCGUUGUAUUUCCGUGCACGAUGUGCGAUAAAACGUACACGUACAAAUCGUUGCUCAAUAUGCACGUGAAAAAAUGUCACAUUAAGCAGGAGGAGGGUGCGGAAAAUUAACUUUCCGGAGUGGUAUGAAUCCAUAGGCCGGUGUCGUAGUACAGUCGUCAAAUCGUACGACUUUACAACAUGCCCGUCAUGGGUUCAAGACCCAAAUGGAUCGUGCCGCCAUACGUAGGACUGACUAUCCUGCUAUGGGGGAUCAAUGAGUCACUGAUAACCAAGCCCACAAGUAGUGGUACAGGCAGACCUUGACCUACAACGUUUUUUGGGCCAAAAGAAGAAGAAGAAGGUGACUCUAUGACUCUAUGACUCUAUGUGAAUAAUAGAAAGAAUGUGAAUUUUUAUUUUAAUGGAAUAUUGUUGAAUGUUCGGCAAACCUCUGAGAUGCGUUGAAGUAUUUUCCUUGCAAAAUGCCGAGACAAACCGUUUUACCAAUAAACAAACGCAAAUAAUGAAAGUGAAAAUGAAAGCAAAAUUAA
Molecule: messenger RNA, 1800 nt
Organism: Anopheles arabiensis
Lineage: Eukaryota; Metazoa; Arthropoda; Insecta; Diptera; Culicidae
Product: zinc finger protein 62 homolog
Exons: 4
Coding region: 74-1378 (434 amino acids)
Biological process (GO): regulation of transcription by RNA polymerase II
Cellular component (GO): nucleus
Molecular function (GO): zinc ion binding; RNA polymerase II transcription regulatory region sequence-specific DNA binding; DNA-binding transcription factor activity, RNA polymerase II-specific
Source: RefSeq, a predicted model, not a curated record